Messenger RNA from Nematostella vectensis (starlet sea anemone), 2590 nucleotides. RefSeq names its product exonuclease 3'-5' domain-containing protein 2. The transcript has 4 exons. Bases 336 to 2297 code for a protein of 653 amino acids. The record is from RefSeq and is a predicted model, not a curated record. Lineage: Eukaryota; Metazoa; Cnidaria; Anthozoa; Actiniaria; Edwardsiidae. Gene Ontology annotation, molecular function: 3'-5' exonuclease activity; nucleic acid binding. Gene Ontology annotation, cellular component: nucleus; cytoplasm. Gene Ontology annotation, biological process: nucleobase-containing compound metabolic process.
AGUAGCACCUUUCCUCAUUGGAUUUCCAAAAUGGCGGAAGAUUCAGAAUUGAUCGAAGGAAUUGAUCAUUUACCAAAAAUACUGACCAAAAACGUAUACCAUUACUUAACGCUAAAUUACCAAUUCUAUCUUGGGCUCCAAAGAGCUUUCGUAAGGAAUUUCUUGUAAUUUUGUGUCGUUUAUAUUGCACCACCAAUACGACACUGUUUUUGUUUUAUUGGUUCACGUGUGUUAGACCAGGGAAGUGCACUUCCGUGGUUAGACAGUGCUGAUUCAGCUUUAUUAACUACUUUCACCGCUUGCCUACAUUAACGUGCAAUACGAAGAGAAACACGAUGAUGUCAGACAUUGGAGUUAUCCCUUCAAUGAUAAUAUCGUGCUUCACAUUGGCAUUUGCGUGGCUAAUAGCGAAACUUCUCACGAGUUUCUUCAGUCCGAGAAACAAGACCCCAAAACCUGCUAACGUCUACAUCCUAGAAGUUCAAGAAGAAUGCGAGACAAAGCUCAAACGUUACACCAAUAAAUACCCCUUCAAGAUGAAGUUUGUUGGUCUUGACUGCGAAUGGGUGAAUAAGAAGGGCGUGCUCUCCCACCCGGUGGCCCUACUUCAAAUCGCAACUCCCCUGAACGACUGCUUUCUAAUACGUCUAUGUAAGAUGUCAGGGGCGGUUCCUCCCACCUUAAAGGGUCUGCUAGAGGAUAGGGCUGUGUUAAAGUUUGGCGUCGGUAUUAUGGAUGACGCUAAGAAGCUGAGUGAUACAUUUGGUCUUGCCGUGUCAGGAUGCGUUGAUUUACGACAUCUUGUCCUGAGGUGUCAAAGGCUGGGCGAGCUUACUGCAGCCAAGUCUAAAGGGCAAGGAAAACUAAGUCUUGGUGCUCUCGCACAAAGAUUCCUUGGGGUUUGUAUGGAUAAAUCAUGGCACGUUCAGUGCAGUAACUGGGAAGUUGAGCAUUUGAGUGAUCGACAGGUUGCGUAUGCUGCAAAUGAUGCUAUUGUAGCCGUGCAUAUCUUUAUGGCAUUGGUACAGCAGAAGAGAAAGUUGAACCCCCCUGGAUCUAAUAAAGAGGUUGCACCAUCAUCAUCACACGAUGACUUGCAAAAGGCAGAUUCAUUCAAAGAACCAGACUCUCAGUGCUUAUCAAUCAAUGAGCCCAUUUUAGAUGUUGCUGAGGAUUACUUUUCCCGGACAAUAUUUCUAGAAAAAAUGGAAAUGGAUUUCAAUAAAGGGUAUAUAAGCUCCACCACAGAAAUGCUUUCUGAUGAGAAAUUUUGUGAAAAUGGAUUGUCCCUCUGUAAGGGUGUUGUUGAUCUAGGAUUCAAGCAAAAGCAAAAACCAAAUAAGAUGUUAAGGCAUGGAGGAGAGGAAGAUUUUUCUAAGAACAAGCCAUACAGAUUAGGAUUUACAGAAAGGAAGAGUCCACUGUACACUAACUGUCAGUUACAAGCCCCAGAUGGGACAGUGCUCAGCACACUUGAACGAAAGAAAGCAGAUUGGUAUCUAGACAAGGGCAUAGGUGAGCUUGUGGCUGAAGAUCCUUACACAGUACGGCUAAAGUUUGAACCUUCCGGCCGUCCAGAUGAGGAGGAUAAAUAUUACCUUACAUUCAAACAGAAUAUCUGCGUGGUAUGCGGCCAGGGAGACAGCUAUCUGCGGAAGAACAUCGUCCCGCAUGAAUACCGCAGACAUUUUCCUCUCUGCAUGAAGGAUCACCACUCACAUGACAUCGUGCUCAUGUGCCCAGAAUGCCACAGAGUCUCGGCAUUUCAUGAUGAACAUCUCAGACAAAGACUGGCAAGAGAGUAUGACGCACCACUUGGAAACAAAGAAUUAUCCCGUGUCAUUCAUGACCCCAUUCUGACAAAGGUCCGGUCAGCAGCCAAGGCACUCAUCCACGCAGGUGACAAAAUCCCUCCCCAUAGGCGCCAGGAGCUUCAAGAGAUUGUGCAAAGUCACUACCAUGCCACUGAGCUGACACCAGACCUAAUUGAAGAAGCUGCUGCCAUGGACACAUCACGAGAAAAUGUCAACUUCAAGUCGCACGGGGAGGAGGUGGUGAAGAGGGUGAGAGAGCUAGGCAAGCUGCUAGACUUUGAGAAGCUCUGGAGGAGGAAUUUUGUGGAUUCAAUGAACCCGCAGUAUCUACCAGAGUUCUGGUCAGUGAAUCAUCGCUAUGAAGAGAAGAAAGAUGCGCUUGAUAAACUUACCAAAGAGGGGGAGGGAUGGGAGGAGGUGAAGGAGAGAGUGGUGGAAGCACAAUCAUGUGAUGAUCCAGAUGACAACAGAAAGGUCAUAUGAAAAUGCGAGUGGAGGUAGAAUGAUGGUGACAAAAUCACAAAUGGCUUGCAUGUAGUAGUGACUUCAAAUGUUCAGAAUGGACAAGUCAAAUCUACAGAUGACAACAAAAAGGUUCAAGUAAAAUUUAAAUGAGCGCUGACAACAAGAAAAAGGUUCAUGUUAAAAGAAUUUUACUAUUUAUUAUACAAUGUUACAGUUCGAAGAAAGGACAAGUAUGUUACUAUACAGAAUUUUUCAUAUACAAAAUCAGUCAAAACUAAAAAAAACAUGGAAUAAAAUAUAAUUUAAAUUUA